AUAAGAUUGAUAAAUUCCACCUGGCCCAAUAACAAAACAAUUGUUCCCAUCGCUUAGCCAAUAACAACCCACUUUUAGAUUCCCUCCAAAUCCUACUACAAUCCUUUAUCCACUCCUUUUCCUUGACCUUCAUAUUCCAAACCUUUCUUUCAAUUAGCUUAGCUACCCCCAAAAAUCUUUCCCAUAAGCUCCAAGAACUACAAUCAUGGCUGCCAACACACUAAUGAGUUGUGGCAUAGCCACCACCGCAUUCCCUUCAGUCCUUUCCUCUUCCAAGUCCAAGUUCACCGGCGGCGCUGUGUCAUUUUCUUGUCCUGGUGCCAAUGUUAGCCGUGUUAGCAUGUCAGCUGACUGGAUGCCUGGUCAGCCUAGGCCACCUUACCUUGAUGGUUCAGCACCAGGUGACUUUGGGUUUGACCCACUAAGGCUUGGUGAGGUCCCUGAGAACCUUGAGAGGUACAAGGAAUCUGAGUUGAUUCACUGCAGAUGGGCCAUGCUUGCUGUUCCUGGUAUCUUGGUACCAGAGGCCUUGGGGUAUGGAAACUGGGUAAAGGCUCAAGAAUGGGCAGCAAUUCCUGGUGGACAAGCAACUUAUUUAGGCAAUCCUGUUCCAUGGGGUACCCUUCCUACCAUCUUGGUCAUUGAAUUCCUAGCCAUCGCCUUUGUUGAGCACCAACGCAGCAUGGAGAAGGACACCGAGAAGAAGAAGUACCCCGGUGGUGCUUUCGAUCCCUUGGGAUACUCCAAGGACCCCAAAAAGUUCGAGGAAUACAAGGUCAAAGAGAUCAAGAAUGGUCGUCUUGCAUUGUUGGCAUUCGUCGGAUUCUGUGUUCAACAAUCAGCUUACCCUGGCACUGGACCAUUGGAGAACUUGGCAACUCACUUGGCUGAUCCAUGGCACAACAACAUCGGAAAUAUCAUCAUCCCCAGAUCAAUUAUGCCUUGAUGAUGAUGAUGAUGGAAUAUUUAUUUUAAUAUAUUUUCCAUUCACCCAUUGUAAAACUCCAUGUAAUCAUGUGUAAUGAAUCAGAAUUCAUGACUUUGUUAUGUGUAA
Molecule: messenger RNA, 1054 nt
Organism: Durio zibethinus
Lineage: Eukaryota; Viridiplantae; Streptophyta; Magnoliopsida; Malvales; Malvaceae
Gene: LHCA1
Product: chlorophyll a-b binding protein 6
Biological process (GO): photosynthesis, light harvesting
Cellular component (GO): membrane
Source: RefSeq, a predicted model, not a curated record